CAGGCAGCUGCCUCUCCUACAGGCGGAACCAAAGCGUCCGGAGGGAGCGUUCCCAGCCGGGGCCGCUUCUCAGCGGGACCACCCCUUCCGCUGCGCUUCAGCGAGCGAGGCGGCUGCUCGGCGCCGCCGUUGAGCGCGAGGGGCGGCUGCCGCCAUGCCGCAGAACGAGCACAUCGAGCUGCACCGCAAGCGGCACGGGCGCCGCCUCGACUACCAUGAGAAGAGGAGGAAGAAGGAGGGCCGUGAGGCUCACGAGCGGUCGAGGAAGGCCAAGAAAAUGAUAGGGCUGAAGGCCAAGCUCUACCACAAGCAGCGCCACGCUGAGAAGAUACAAAUGAAAAAGACCAUUAAAAUGCAUGAAAAGAGGAAUACAAAGGAAAAGAAUGAUGAAAAAACACCUAAAGGAGCCGUACCAGCAUACCUAUUGGACAGAGAGGGCCAGUCCCGAGCUAAAGUUCUCUCUAACAUGAUCAAACAGAAGAGAAAAGAAAAAGCUGGCAAAUGGGAGGUUCCUGUGCCAAAAGUCCGUGCACAAGGAGAAACAGAAGUUUUGAAAGUGAUCCGUACAGGAAAGAGAAAGAAGAAGGCCUGGAAGAGAAUGGUUACAAAAGUUUGCUUUGUUGGAGAUGGCUUUACUAGGAAACCUCCUAAAUAUGAACGAUUCAUUCGACCAAUGGGCUUGCGUUUCAAGAAGGCACAUGUGACACAUCCUGAACUUAAAGCUACUUUUUGCCUACCUAUCCUUGGCGUAAAGAAGAAUCCUUCUUCUCCUUUGUAUACAACAUUGGGUGUAAUUACCAAAGGUACCGUCAUUGAGGUGAACGUGAGUGAGCUUGGCCUUGUGACCCAAGGAGGCAAAGUGAUCUGGGGGAAAUAUGCACAAGUAACAAACAAUCCAGAAAAUGAUGGCUGCAUUAAUGCAGUUCUACUUGUCUAAGUGGUAUCCAAGACUAAGCGAUGGACACAAGCUCCCACAAAAUCAGUGCAGUUUCAACACAUUUGCAAGAUCUCUGGAAUGUUCAACUAUUGAAGAACACUGACCCCACAAGCUGGUGAGGAACUUAAACUUGCCAGACUGACUGCUCAGAUUUUUAUAUUUAUUAUCUGUUUGUUCAGCUGAACAUUGUCCAAAUAAAGUGAGUCAAUUUUCA
Dromaius novaehollandiae (emu) is the source of this 1151-nucleotide messenger RNA. Its product is annotated as ribosome biogenesis protein NSA2 homolog. Lineage: Eukaryota; Metazoa; Chordata; Aves; Casuariiformes; Dromaiidae. Gene Ontology annotation, cellular component: preribosome, large subunit precursor; nucleolus. The record is from RefSeq and is a predicted model, not a curated record. Gene Ontology annotation, biological process: maturation of 5.8S rRNA; maturation of LSU-rRNA. Bases 155 to 937 code for a protein of 260 amino acids. The transcript has 6 exons.